Phragmites australis (common reed) is the source of this 390-nucleotide messenger RNA. RefSeq lists its product as uncharacterized. The record is from RefSeq and is a predicted model, not a curated record. The transcript has a single exon. Bases 13 to 348 code for a protein of 111 amino acids. Lineage: Eukaryota; Viridiplantae; Streptophyta; Magnoliopsida; Poales; Poaceae.
AUUGCCAUUAGCAUGCAACUGAGCCACCACUUGCCUUGUGCCUCGCCAUGUCGUCGUCCAUGGUGUCCAAGAAUCCGCCUCCGGCGCCGCACGGAGACAGAGACGGCGACGACGGAGACAGAGAAGGCGCUUCCGCCGGUGACGAGCUGCCUGUACCUGCACAGGCCCGGCGCCGGCUCGGGGGCGCUGGACAAGGACGCCAUGCUGCGCUGCAUCCGCCACCGGAGGCGCGCCAACCGCCCCCGGGACACGCUGCGCUCCAUGCUCCAGGCGCCUCCGCCGCCGCCGGAGCCGGACAACAGCGAGCGCCAGCUUUCCUGGCUCGACGACGCCUACUCGACGCCGUAGCUUGAUUAGCUGCUCUUCUCAUGUGCAGAUUUAACAAUUCCA